AUGAAUCAAACAAAAGAUUUAUCACAACGUUACGAAGAAGAACGACAGAUUAUUAUGAAUGAUAAUAAAGAAAAAUUUCUUUAUGAACAUAAAGAUCAAUCAAAAGUAUUAAAAAGUAAAAAAUUUCACGGAAUUAUAAGAACAUAUAUGGAAAAUGGUAAUCAAACAAUUACACAGAAUAAUUAUAAAUAUGAUUCAACUACUAGUAGUGAACAAUCUUUAACACAUAAAUUUGUUCGUUAUUCAAAUAUUCAUCAAAAUAGUCAAGAAAAUACUUAUCCACAACAUAAUCGUCAAUAUGAAACAAAAUUAUCAUCAUUUCAUAUUGAACCAAAAAUAAUUUAUGAUGAAAUAUGGUUAUCAAAUAAACAAUAUAAUACACGUGUUACAUCAUAUAUUGAUAAUAAACAAGAAAAAUUUCUUAAUAAAAAUAAUUUAACAUCAUAUAAACGUAAAUCAUCACGUACAUGUACUUAUCAAGUAUCUAAUGGACAAGUUGUUCAUGAAAGAAUAUAUCCAGCAACAAUAAAAACAAAAUUAUGUUUACGUGUUGCUGUUAAUGGAGCAUCAAAAUCUAUGCGUGGUCAAUUACCAUUAUCAAAUUUAAAUUUAACUAAUGGUGAUUUUGGUGAUGAUGCUGGAAUGAUUGUUGAAAAUCGUGAUUAUUGUUUUGUUGGUUUAGCUGAUGGUGCUAGUGGUAAUCGUUCAUUUGGUAUAAAUCCAGCUGAUUUUUCUCAAGCUAUUCUUGCUGCUUGUCGAAAUAUUCUUCAUCAAUCGAACAUUCAACCACAUCAAUUACCACGACUUAUUCUUUCAGCUAUACAACAAGUUGAAGCAAGUCGUGUUCGAGGUAGUAGUACAUUAUGUUUAUUUGCACUUGAUAAACAAGAAAAUACAUUGACAUCACUUAAUAUUGGUGAUAGUGGUUUUGUUAUUUAUCGAAAUAAUGAAAUUUAUUGUCGAUCAAAAUGUACAAUGAAUUCAAAUGGUUUUGGACCAAGACAAUUAUUUUCUGUUAAUGAUUCACUUGGUUUACCAUGUUUCAUUAAUGAAAAUGAAGUAUUACGAGAUUGUUCAUUGGAUACAGUUGAAGUUCAAAAAGAUGAUAUGAUUAUUUUAUCGUCAGAUGGUCUAUGGGAUGUAAUUAAAAAUGAUCAAUUACAUCAAAUUGUGAAACGAAAUACGAAUAAACAUAUACAAGAUUUAGCUGAUGAUCUUCUGAGUCAAGCGGUUGAAGGAUAUAUAGCCAAUGGAAGAGAUGAUAUUUUAGUUAUUGUAUGUCGAGUUGAUUCGUUAUAA
Messenger RNA from Rotaria sp. Silwood1, 1299 nucleotides. NCBI's taxonomy places the organism in Eukaryota, Metazoa, Rotifera, Eurotatoria, Philodinida, Philodinidae. The record is from the annotation of a GenBank genome assembly.